GACAGAACGGCUCUCUAACGGCCGCGCAGAACGUGCCGCCAGAAGUAGUCCGUCCGCCGCCGAAUUCUCCGAGGAACGAGGAUAAGAGCGAAGGAACGAAGUGACAAGCAAGUUUCUUCCCACCCUGUGUGCGCGUGCGAGUGCGAUACGUGGGAAAACAACGACGUAAGAGAAGGCACGUAAGACCUUCCGAGAGGAGCGAGAGAGGGAGAGAGACGGAUAUUGGAGGAGAGAAGGAAAGAGAGGGACAGAGACAGAGGAAGAGAAGGAAACAAAUCCAUAGAUCCCGCUGAGUGGAAAUAAGAAUCGAAGAUGCCGAAGCCGAAGCCGCAAGAAGGAGAGGAUCCCGAUCCAACCCCCUAUCUCUUCGUCUCCCUUGAGCAGAAGAGAAUCGAUCAGACGAAACCUUACGACGCGAAAAAGGCAUGCUGGGUACCGGACGAGAAAGAGGGCUACGUUCUUGGCGAGAUCAAGGCGACCAAGGGUGAUGUCGUUUCCGUUGGCUUACCUGGCGGCGAGACCAAGGACUUCAAAAAGGACCAAUUGCAACAAGUAAACCCACCGAAAUAUGAGAAAUGCGAGGAUAUGUCGAAUUUAACUUAUCUCAACGAUGCUUCGGUCCUGCACAAUUUGAAGCAACGUUACUACGCCAAACUUAUUUACACCUACUCUGGCCUCUUCUGUGUAGCUAUUAACCCCUACAAAAGAUUCCCCGUAUACACCCAAAGAUGCGCGAAACUUUAUCGAGGCAAAAGGCGUAACGAGGUGCCGCCUCACAUUUUCGCCAUUUCCGACGGAGCCUACGUCAACAUGCUUACCAACAGCGAGAAUCAGUCCAUGUUGAUCACCGGUGAGUCGGGAGCCGGGAAGACCGAGAACACGAAGAAGGUAAUCGCGUACUUCGCCACCGUCGGCGCCUCGACCAAGAAAGCGGACGAUCCAACCCAAAAGAAAGGCUCUCUGGAGGAUCAGGUCGUUCAAACAAAUCCUGUACUGGAGGCGUUCGGCAACGCCAAGACCGUCCGUAACGACAACUCUUCGCGUUUCGGUAAAUUCAUCCGUAUCCACUUUGGACCGUCUGGAAAAUUGGCCGGUGCCGAUAUCGAGACAUAUCUGCUGGAGAAGGCUCGUGUCAUCUCGCAACAGGCUCUGGAACGCUCUUAUCACAUUUUCUACCAAAUGAUGUCGGGCUCGGUUCCUGGAUUAAAGGAAAUGUGCUGCCUCACGAACGACAUCCACGACUACGUGUUCGUCUCUCAGGGCAAGACAACGAUACCAAAUGUUGACGACGGCGAGGAGUGUACUUUGACAGACCAAGCCUUCGACGUGUUGGGUUUCACCCAAGAGGAGAAGAACGACAUCUACAAGAUCACCGCCGCUGUGAUGCACAUGGGUGGUAUGAAGUUCAAGCAAAGGGGUCGAGAGGAGCAGGCCGAGGCCGAUGGCACAGAGGAAGGUGAACGCGUGGCCAAAUUGUUGGGUUGCGACUGUGCCGAUCUUUACAAGAACUUGUUGAAACCAAGGAUCAAGGUCGGUAACGAGUUCGUCACCCAGGGUCGUAACAAGGAUCAGGUCGCUUAUUCGGUGGGCGCCAUGUCGAAAGCAAUGUUCGACAGGUUGUUCAAAUGGUUGGUGAAAAAAUGUAACGAGACUUUGGACACGAAGCAAAAGAGGCAACACUUCAUCGGUGUACUGGAUAUUGCCGGUUUUGAGAUCUUCGAUUUCAACAGCUUCGAGCAACUGUGCAUCAACUUCACCAAUGAGAAGCUUCAACAAUUCUUCAAUCAUCACAUGUUCGUCCUCGAACAAGAGGAAUAUACAAAGGAGGGCAUUCACUGGGAAUUCAUAGACUUUGGCAUGGAUCUCCUCGCGUGUAUCGAAUUGAUCGAGAAGCCUAUGGGUAUCCUGUCGAUUCUUGAAGAAGAAUCUAUGUUCCCGAAAGCGACGGACAAAACGUUUGAGGAGAAGCUGAACAACAAUCACCUUGGCAAGAGUCCUAAUUACUUGAAACCGAAACCACCGAAACCUGGUCAGCAACCGGCUCACUUCGCUAUCGGCCAUUACGCCGGAAACGUACCUUACAAUAUCACGGGUUGGCUGGAGAAGAACAAGGAUCCGUUGAACGACACGGUGGUCGACCAGUUCAAGAAAUCCGGGAACAAACUGUUGGUGGAGAUAUUCGCCGAUCAUCCCGGUCAGUCGGGCGAUGCUGGUGGCGGUGGCGGCAAAGGUGGACGCGGCAAGAAGGGCGGUGGCUUCUCCACGGUCUCUUCGUCCUAUAGGGAACAAUUGAACAAUCUGAUGACCACCCUCAGAGCCACCCAGCCCCACUUCGUCCGUUGCAUCAUCCCCAACGAGAUGAAGCAACCGGGUGUCAUAGAUUCUCACCUUGUCAUGCAUCAAUUGACUUGUAACGGUGUACUUGAAGGCAUUCGUAUUUGUCGUAAAGGAUUCCCCAACAGGAUGGUCUAUCCUGACUUCAAAUUACGGUACAAGAUUCUUGCACCGGCGGCGGUCGACAAGGUGGCUUCCGACCCGAAGAAGGCUGCUGAGGCGAUUUUGGAAUCGACCGGUCUUGAUCCCGAUCAGUAUCGUCUUGGACACACCAAGGUAUUCUUCCGUGCCGGAGUGUUGGGUCAGAUGGAAGAGUUCCGUGACGAACGAUUGAGCAAAAUCGUGUCCUGGAUGCAAGCCUACAUCAGAGGUUACCUGUCGAGGAAGGAUUACAAGAAGCUGCAGGAGCAACGUUUGGCUUUGGUCGUGGUGCAAAGAAAUUUGAGGAAGUAUCUGCAAAUUCGUACUUGGCCGUGGUGGAAGUUGUGGCAGAAAGUUAAACCUCUCCUCAACGCAACUCGUAUCGAGGACGAGCUUGCCGCGCUCGAGGAGAAGGCGAGGAAGACCCAGGAGGCGCUCGAGAAGGAGGAGAAGCUGCGCAAGGAGCUCGAGGAGCAGAACAGUAAACUCGUGACGGAGAGGGAUGCCUUGCAACGGCAAUUGGACGGGGAGAAGGGCUCCCUGUCGGAAUAUAUGGAGAAAUCGUUGAAAUUGGCCGCUCAGAAGGCCGAUCUCGAGUCGCAACUUCAGGAUCUGAACGACAGAUUCAAAGAAGAGGAGGAUACGAGGAACAAUCUGUUCCAAAAUAAGAAGAAAUUGGAACAGGAAGUGGCGGGCCUGAAGAAAGAUAUCGAGGAUUUGGAACUUAACCUGCAAAAGUCUGAGCAGGACAAGGCGACCAAGGAUCAUCAGAUCCGUAACUUGAACGACGAGAUCGCUCAUCAGGACGAGUUGAUCAACAAAUUGAACAAGGAGAAGAAGAAUCAGGGCGAGGUUAAUCAAAAGACCGCCGAAGAGCUUCAAGCUGCCGAGGACAAGGUCAAUCACUUGAACAAAGUGAAGAUCAAAUUGGAACACACUUUGGACGAAUUGGAAGAUUCAUUGGAACGUGAAAAGAAAUCACGGGCCGACGUAGAGAAGGCGAAGCGAAAGGUGGAAGGUGACUUGAAACUUACUCAGGAAGCUGUCGCGGAUCUCGAAAGGAACAAGAAGGAACUCGAGCAGACCAUACAACGCAAGGACAAAGAAUUGUCGUCGUUGACGGCGAAACUCGAGGAUGAACAGUCGUUGGUGGGCAAACUGCAGAAACAGAUCAAGGAGUUGCAGGCCCGUAUCGAGGAAUUGGAGGAAGAGAUCGAAGCUGAACGCGGCUCGCGAGUGAAAGCCGAGAAACAGCGCAGCGACUUGGCGCGGGAACUCGAGGAACUAGGCGAACGUUUGGAGGAAGCUGGUGGCGCCACGUCCGCCCAAAUCGAGCUCAACAAGAAGAGAGAGGCCGAGCUUAGCAAACUUCGCAGAGACCUCGAGGAGGCCAACAUCCAACACGAAACAACUCUGGCCAAUUUGCGCAAGAAGCACAACGAUGCCGUUGCCGAGAUGGGAGAGCAAAUCGACACGCUCAACAAAUUGAAAGCUAGGGUUGAAAAGGACAAGGUCCAAUACUUCAGCGAAUUAAACGACAUGCGCGCAUCGGUAGACCAACUGAGCAACGAAAAGGCCGCCCAAGAGAAGAUCGUGAAACAAUUGCAACACCAAUUGAACGAGACCCAGGGUAAAUUGGAGGAGGUGAACCGCACGUUGAACGAUUUCGAUGCAGCGAAGAAGAAACUGUCGAUCGAGAACAGCGAUCUGUUGAGGCAAUUGGAGGAGGCCGAGUCGCAGGUGAACCAAUUGUCGAAGAUCAAGAUAUCGCUGACUACCCAGCUCGAGGACACGAAACGAUUGGCGGACGAGGAGUCGAGGGAGAGGGCGACCCUGCUCGGCAAGUUCCGCAACCUGGAGCACGACUUGGACAACAUUCGGGAACAGGUGGAGGAGGAGGCGGAGGGCAAGGCCGAUCUCCAGAGGCAGUUGAGCAAGGCGAACGCCGAGGCCCAACUGUGGCGCACCAAGUACGAGUCGGAGGGCGUCGCGAGGGCGGAGGAAUUGGAGGAGGCGAAGAGGAAGCUGCAGGCGCGGCUGGCCGAGGCGGAGGAGACGAUCGAGUCGUUGAACCAGAAGGUUCUCGCGUUGGAGAAGACGAAGCAGAGAUUGUCGACCGAGGUGGAGGAUCUGCAGAUCGAGGUGGACCGCGCGACGGCGAUCGCGAACGCCGCGGAGAAGAAGCAGAAGGCGUUCGACAAGAUCAUCGGCGAGUGGAAGCUCAAAGUGGACGACUUGGCGGCGGAAUUGGACGCCAGCCAAAAGGAAUGCCGCAAUUACAGCACGGAAUUGUUCAGGCUCAGAGGCGCCUACGAGGAAGGGCAGGAACAGUUGGAGGCGGUGCGCCGCGAGAACAAGAAUCUGGCCGACGAGGUGAAGGAUCUGUUGGACCAGAUCGGCGAGGGAGGGCGAAACAUUCACGAGAUCGAGAAGGCGAGAAAGCGGCUGGAGGCUGAGAAGGACGAGCUCCAGGCGGCCCUCGAGGAAGCGGAGGCAGCUUUGGAACAGGAGGAGAACAAAGUGUUGCGCAGCCAACUCGAGCUGAGCCAAGUGAGACAAGAGAUCGACCGCCGCAUCCAGGAGAAGGAGGAGGAGUUCGAGAACACGAGGAAGAAUCACCAACGCGCCCUCGAUUCUAUGCAAGCGUCGCUAGAAGCCGAGGCCAAGGGUAAAGCCGAGGCGUUGCGCAUGAAGAAGAAACUGGAGGCGGACAUCAACGAGUUGGAGAUCGCUCUGGAUCACGCGAACAAGGCGAACGCCGAGGCUCAGAAGAACAUAAAGAGAUACCAGCAGCAGUUGAAGGAUGUCCAGACGGCGCUGGAGGAGGAGCAGAGGGCGCGCGACGAGGCGAGGGAACUGCUAGGAAUUUCGGAACGCCGGGCGAACGCCCUCCAGAACGAGCUCGAGGAGAGCCGCACCCUUCUCGAGCAAGCGGACCGCGGCCGCCGCCAGGCCGAGCAAGAGCUGGCCGACUGCCACGAGCAGUUGAACGAAUUGGGCGCCCAGAACGCCUCCAUCUCCGCCGCCAAGAGGAAACUCGAGGCCGAACUUCAAACCCUUCACUCCGAUUUGGACGAGUUGUUGAACGAGGCGAAGAACUCUGAGGAGAAAGCGAAGAAGGCGAUGGUGGACGCCGCGAGAUUGGCGGACGAGCUUCGAGCCGAGCAGGAUCACGCCCAGACCCAGGAGAAACUUCGCAAAGCGCUCGAGACCCAGAUCAAGGAGCUCCAGGUGCGUUUGGACGAGGCCGAGGCGAACGCUUUGAAGGGCGGCAAGAAGGCGAUCCAGAAAUUGGAGCAACGCGUCCGCGAAUUGGAGAACGAACUCGACGGAGAGCAGAGGAGACACGCCGAUGCCCAGAAGAAUCUCCGCAAAUCCGAACGUCGCAUCAAGGAGCUUAGCUUCCAGGCCGACGAAGAUCGCAAGAACCACGAGCGUAUGCAAGAUUUGGUCGACAAGCUGCAGCAGAAGAUCAAGACGUACAAGAGGCAGAUCGAGGAAGCGGAAGAGAUCGCCGCUCUGAAUCUCGCGAAAUUCCGCAAAGCGCAACAGGAGCUGGAGGAGGCGGAGGAAAGGGCGGACCUUGCCGAGCAGGCGAUCACCAAGUUCCGUACCAAGGGACGCGGAGGAAGUGCCGCGCGUGGACUGAGCCCAGCGCCCCAACAGAAGGCCCGUAAGGCGCCCUCCGCAUUGGAGUAAAGAGCAUCGCGCCGGUCCAUCCUCAUCGACCUGCGUUCAAACCCCAAUUGGAUGGUUCCGCAUUCCCGCCACGCUUCGACCUGCAGCCCGAUGGUGAACUGUAAAAAUCUCUAUCUGCGACCAAAUAUUGUAUUUUUGUUAGAAAACACAUUAUCGCAACAGCUUAACGAACGAAGGAAAUUAAUCGCAAUCGGCGAACUUUCAUCGUGUCUCAUCUCAUUCGAAUAACUCAUCCCAUUAUCUUCAUUACCUACGCAUACCUUGUUGUUCGCGUUGUUCGGAAUAGAAUACGGAAAAAAGAAUGUCGUCGCGAUGCCGCCCACGCUUGGUCACCUUGCCAGUUUCGAGAAAUAAAAGAAGAAAAAAGAUAGAAAGAAAGAAAGAAAGAAAGAGACGGUAUAUAAAAAAAUAUUUUUGCUCGUUUUAAACGUUUUUAGCGUAUAUAUAUAUAUAUAAUAUAUAUAUUUAUUUAUAUACGAUGUAUAUGCAAGCAAGUACUAUUAAUUAAGAAGAUCGAUAUUGUUGAAAAGAAGAAGAAAAAAAGAUGGGUGGUGAUAUAAGUGGAGGAGGAGGAGGAGGAGAAAUGACUUCACCACUCGCGCUGACGGUCGAGGAACGAGAGAAUGAAAGAAAAGAGUGAGUGGGAGAGCAAGAGAAAGAAAGAGAGAGAGAGGAGAAAGAUACGAGCGGCCGAAAUGCAACGCGAUUGAUCGAAAGUCGAAAAAAACACGUUAACACGUUGUAAUACGUGGCAUACUGGCAUACGCGCGUAUCAAGCGGACGAAUCGAUAAAUGGAAAUGAUAUACGCGUUAAAAAAUAAACGGAACGCGAGAUUAUUAGAAAAAAGAAAAAGAAAAAAAAGAUGAUAAAAAAAAAAUUUAACGCUAGUCACGGAUUUGAACGGCAGCGCGCAAUUAUUAUUAUUAUAAUACGUGUCAUCGAAAUGAUAAUCCUAUCCUAUAAACUUAAUUGUAAUUUAUAAAGAGAGCCGAAGUAUGUAUUUAUUAAUAAAUAAAUAAGCAAUAAAUAAAAUUAAGAACGAAAA
Messenger RNA from Apis mellifera (honey bee), 7220 nucleotides. It is a transcript of the gene Mhc, whose product is annotated as myosin heavy chain, muscle. Bases 313 to 6174 code for a protein of 1953 amino acids. The record is from RefSeq and is a predicted model, not a curated record. NCBI's taxonomy places the organism in Eukaryota, Metazoa, Arthropoda, Insecta, Hymenoptera, Apidae. The transcript has 27 exons. Gene Ontology annotation, molecular function: ATP binding; cytoskeletal motor activity; actin filament binding. Gene Ontology annotation, cellular component: myosin complex.